GAACACCAAGAUCAGAUAGGCGACAGCAGCAGAUGAACGCAGGAUGAUAAAGAUGUCAAGAGGAGUCACGAGUUGCUGUGUAGCUCUGUUCUUCGCUCUGACGUCUGUUUCUGCUGUACAAAAGCUUCACUCAAUCAGUGCUUUAAAGCAAAUCAACUUUGAACAAUCUGUACCAAAGCACAGUGUUGUGCUGCUCUACUGGUUUGCCAACGAAGUUGACAUUGACAACAAUAAUGUCAUACGGCUGACCUUUGACCCAAACAGUGGGGAUUAUGGCUCACACUAUUAUUACAACAAUGAGGGUGUAGUGGACCCACUGCCUCGAGGAAAUAACAGAUACAGGCACGAAUACGGGUACUACACUAUUGGCAAUCUUGAACGAUUUACACUACGGCCACUUCGACAAUAUGUUCUCAAUCCCCCAAUGUCAGAGUUUGUGGGAACAAACCGGGACAGGAUCAUUAUCUGUGUCCGGAGGAACACAGGAGAGCGAGCAUGGCAAAGGAUAGAGCGAGUUUAUAUAACACAGCAUUAUGGACAUCAGGGGAGUUCUUAUGAUCCAGCUCACACCUACAGGAUCAGUCUCAACCUGUUGAGACAGAUAAGAGAGUUUUCUGAGGGACAAAACCAACAGCAACUGUUGCGUCUUAGAGACCUCCAUGAAAGUAACGCUGAUGAUUCACAGUUAAGGCAAAUCACAGCCACAUGGGGUGACCUUGCUGGUCUUGGACUGCUGCUGCUUAUUGUGAUUCAGGAACAGUCCUCUUCUAACCAACACAAUAACAGACGUGGAAAUGGAGGAAAUCAAUGGGGUGAUGAUGAUGCUUCGGAUGGCUGGAGCCAUGAUUAUAGAGAUUUUCCAAACUCAGGUGAGGUUGUGGUGAAUUUUUACGACGAUGAGGACCACAAUUUUAGCAGGAUGACUAGUUACAGAGGAUCAGGCAGUUACAGCAGCCCAGAACCCCGCAACAACACCAAGAGGUGGUUGUGUUGUAUUUGUUGUAUCAUCUUUGUAUGUUUAUUUCUAUUGGGUAUUAUAUUACUUUUUGUGUUUAUGAAAAGAUAAGAUAAAACUUUAUUUAUUCUUAGGUAAAUUGCUUUGCAGCACUUGGAAUACAAAAUGAGAGGAGUGUAAAAACAAAACAUGAAAACAUAAAAGUCCAAGGUAACAAGACAAUAAGGCGCAAAUGAGUAGCAAAUACAAAAUAUAUACAAUGCCAAAAUCAGGUAUGGGUAAUAAACAGGUUAAGCCUACAAUAAAUGGUUUGCAGAAAUAUAAGUAUGUCUGAAAUGUGUGCAGUGUAAAAAUACUUUGUUAAUAUGUAAUGUUUAUGAUUAUGUCCAUGAUAUAGCACUUAAUGUUGCAUUAUUGCACAGAAUGUUUAGUGAUUCAGUUGUUAGUUGAGUUAUAAUGCUAAAAACUGGAGAGAAAAAAGAAAGGGGGAGGGGGUUACACACUGUCUGAGGGGGACUGUAAAUUGCUCUGAUGGACAAAUGAAACAUAACUAAAAGACUCUAUGGUGUUAAGGACAGCCUUUGAUGAAA
Messenger RNA from Plectropomus leopardus (leopard coralgrouper), 1545 nucleotides. RefSeq lists its product as uncharacterized. Lineage: Eukaryota; Metazoa; Chordata; Actinopteri; Perciformes; Serranidae. The record is from RefSeq and is a predicted model, not a curated record.